Phoenix dactylifera (date palm) is the source of this 948-nucleotide messenger RNA. Lineage: Eukaryota; Viridiplantae; Streptophyta; Magnoliopsida; Arecales; Arecaceae. The record is from RefSeq and is a predicted model, not a curated record.
AUGCAGGUCAUACUUGUUGGAUUUAGGUCAGGCAGGUUUUUGGUUUUGGUGGCCACAAAUGUGGCUGCACGUGGCUUAGACAUCCAGGAUGUGCAAUUGAUUAUUCAGUGUGAGCCCCCACGUGAUGUUGAAGCCUACAUCCAUCGUUCAGGGCGAACUGGGAGGGCUGGCAAUACUGGAGUUGCUAUAUUGCUAUACGAGCCCAGAUAUUCAUAUAGCAUUUCUAGAUUAGAAAGAGAAUCAGGUGUCAAAUUUGAGCACAUCUCUCCUCCGCAACCUGCUGAUGUUGCUGAAUCUGCUGGAUCUGAUGCGGCUAAAGCUAUCUCAAACAUCUCUGAUAGCGUGAUUCCAGUUUUUCAGUCACAAGCAGAGCAACUUUUGAGUUCCUCUGGUUUAUCAGCUGUGGAUUUACUUGCAAAAGCACUGGCAAAGGCUGCAGGAUACACUGACAUAAAACAAAGAUCCCUGCUCUCUUCUAUUGAGAACUAUGUAACCCUACUUCUUCAGGCAGGAAAGACAAUCGACUCACCAGCGUUUGCUUUUAGUAUCUUGAGAAGAGUCUUGCCUAAUGAAAAUAUUGGCGGGGUGAAGGGCCUUUCUCUUACCGCUGAUGGAGUGGGAGCGGUGUUUGAUGUGCCUGCUGAUGAUGUGAAUGCAUUCGUUGAAGUUAUGUUGAAUGUACCAUUUAGAAAUUAUCCGGUCUGUGUUUUAAUUGUGCCUUAGUUUAUUUAGUGUUUCUGUAUUCGGGUGCCAAUACACGAACUAUUGUCUAAGUUCGGUGUUGGUGAUUGUCAGAAAUGUCAAUCCCGGUAUAUACAUUGUUUUGGUAAACUGGCAAAGAAUUAUGUUGUUCAACUACUAGACCUCAACAAAUGAAUUAUUAGGAUGCUAAGACAAUUUACAAUUCAGAUUUUGUCAUUGUUAAUAAAGAUACUGUCUACAUCUGGA